Schistocerca nitens (vagrant locust) is the source of this 1020-nucleotide messenger RNA. RefSeq names its product Down syndrome cell adhesion molecule-like protein Dscam2. The record is from RefSeq and is a predicted model, not a curated record. The transcript is spliced from 5 exons. NCBI's taxonomy places the organism in Eukaryota, Metazoa, Arthropoda, Insecta, Orthoptera, Acrididae. The coding region runs from base 94 to 981 and encodes 295 amino acids. Gene Ontology annotation, molecular function: protein binding.
UAUUUAUUGAGUAAUCUCCAAUGUGGAACCAGAUAUUAUUUUUAUCUGCAGACCUUCAACCAACUGGGGCAAAGUUCACCUACAUCCACAAUCAUGACACGCACUCAAGGCUCAGCUCCAGUGGCUCCAAGCAGUGCAGACUUGAUAAAAGUGAACUCUACCUCGAUAUCUUUGAACUUGACUUCUUGGAAUGAUGGUGGAUGUCCAAUAACAUCACUUGUUGUAGAGUAUAAACAAAAGAAAGCAAUAGCAUGGACACUUGUUUCGAAUAAUAUCAAAGUAGAAAAAGCAGAAUUCUUAGUACUGGAUCUGGAUCCAGAAACCUGGUAUACAUUACGCAUUACAGCUCAUAAUAGUGCUGGAUCAACUGCAGAGGAAUACAACUUCGUAACACUUACAUAUGGAGGAGCCACAAUUUCACCCGAUACAGCAGAGCAUUCAGUAUCUGGGGACAAAACAUUUUAUAGUGAUCUUUUGAUAAUAGGACCAACAGCAUCAGCAGUUAUUGUUCUUAUAGCAGCUGCCACUGGUCUUUUCAUGUAUCUCAGGAAAAAUCAAGAGAUGUUCUCAUCAAGUCCAUUUGGAGAUAAACCAUUGAAGAAGGAUUUAAUGUCAGAAGCAGAUAAGAGGACUGUAGCACCCAUUUAUGACAGUGAUGAUGGACUGGUCGCACUAAGUACAACACCACAGGAGUCUGUGUACCUGCCUACACCACUGCACAUUUCACAUUCUCAUAGAAAAGGCAUAAGCCCCUAUGCAACAUUUCGAGUUCCUUUAGAAGGAUCAAUGAAAAAUGCUGAAAAUUGUGAGUCAUGUGUGUCAUCUGGAUCUGUUCAGUACACUGGAAAUGUUAAGAUCUCAGGAAAGCCUGACUGUUGUACAGAAUUGACAUAUUCAAAAAUCCAAGAGAAUUCACAGUGUAGUAAUGAAGGACCUGAGUGGAUACCACUUCAUAAUUUGUACCAGGCUCAUAGAUACUAGUGGCCAACCUUCUCAGUAUCAUGGAGCAUUAUGCAUUAU